Messenger RNA from Protobothrops mucrosquamatus (brown spotted pit viper), 1164 nucleotides. It is a transcript of the gene ST8SIA5, whose product is annotated as ST8 alpha-N-acetyl-neuraminide alpha-2,8-sialyltransferase 5. Gene Ontology annotation, biological process: N-glycan processing; oligosaccharide metabolic process. Gene Ontology annotation, molecular function: alpha-N-acetylneuraminate alpha-2,8-sialyltransferase activity. The record is from RefSeq and is a predicted model, not a curated record. The transcript is spliced from 7 exons. Lineage: Eukaryota; Metazoa; Chordata; Lepidosauria; Squamata; Viperidae.
AUGGUGGUGACCCAUGAUGAUGUGAGAUACCAAUUGCCUUAUUUCUUUGCUAGUGAGGCGUACUUUAGCUGGCAGAGGGAUGAGGAACGGGCGAACUGGACCAACAGCUCCAAUUUCAUGGAUGGUGGAGUUCUGAGGAGUGGAAGUGGCCCAGGCAGCAGGUACUUUGAAUAUUAUGACGGUCCUUUUGAAUACAACUCUACAAAAUGUGUGGAUCUAAGGCGGGAAAUAAUGGCGCUGAAGGUUCUGACGGUAGCGAAGCAGACCGAAUUGUUUGAAAGGUGGAGGAACCUUCAGAUCUGCAAGUGGGAGAUGAAUAUCAUGGAGGCCAAGUUCUUCAAGUCUACUUUGUCCAGAUGUUGCAAUGCACCAGCAUUCCUCUUCACCACACAAAAGAACGCACCCCUGGGAACAGACCUGAAAUACGAAGUGGAUACCAGCGGCAUUUUCCAUAUCAACGUCGAAGUAUUCAGAAUGUUUCCUAAGGAGAUGCCCUAUUCUCGUUCCCAGUUUAAGAAAUGUGCGGUGGUUGGAAACGGAGGAAUUUUGAAGAACAGCGGAUGUGGUCAGGAGAUCGACAACGCCGAUUUUGUGUUACGGUAAUUGUCCAGCACCAUUUCAGACAAAUGGCUGUCCAGUCUCUUCUUAAAGACUUCCAUUUCUGACGUUCCCCCUUCUUGUGCUCCCCAUACCAGGUUCCAGAGGCUGGAGAAAUGGAGGCGGCCCUUUUACCAGGUCCUGAAAGCGUACGAAAACGCCUCCGUGUUGCUCCCGGCCUUCUACAACACCCACAACACCGACGUCUCCCUCAGGGUCAGGUACGUCCUGGACGACUUCGAAUCCAAGAAGGCCGUCUACUUUUUCCACCCCAAGUAUCUCACCAACGUCUCGCGCUACUGGCUGACGCAAGGGGUGCGGGCCAAGCGGGUCACCACGGGGCUGAUCCUGGCGACGGCCGCCUUGGAGCUGUGCGAAGAGGUCCACCUCUUCGGAUUCUGGGGUUUCUCCAUGAACCCCUCGGGGACGUUCCUCACGCACCAUUACUACGACAACGUCAAACCUCGGCCCGGGUUCCACGCGAUGCCUUCGGAGAUGCUCAACUUCCUCCGCCUACACAGCAGGGGGGUUUUGCGAGUCCACACGGACGCCUGCAGCUACUCCUGA